AAAGUUGCCUGCGUGCCGUUACGCUGUGACGACAUGGAAGAGCAGCGGGUCCCGAUUGCUGCAGCCGCUUGUCAUUGUGACGAAGAUUGGCACUAAGUUUGGUGGAGCUGAAGAUCAGCUUUAUAGAAUGCCCAAGCGUUGUCCACAGCAACAGUAACUAUGAUGACAUCCCCAUCGGUGUCCAUGGAGGAUUACCAAGAGGCUGAGCAGAUGCAAGUGGGAGAGCAGACGGCGGGACAAGUGGAGGAGAGGUUGGAGGAAGAGGAGGAGGAGGAGAGAGAGGAAGAGGAGAGCGGCUCGGCUCCGUCCGAGCCACAAACUCCCAUGGAGGUCUACAAGACGGCCAUUUACAGACACCCCUUGUUCCCUCUGCUGGCGCUGCUCUUCGAGAAAUGCGAGCAAUCCACUCAGAGCUCGGAGUGCGUGACCUCGGCCAGCUUCGAUGUGGAUAUCGAGAACUUCGUGCGGAACCAGGAGAAAGAAGGCAAGGCUUUCUUCAGCGAGGACCCCGAUUUGGACAAUCUGAUGGUGAAGGCCAUCCAGGUGUUACGGAUUCACCUGCUAGAGCUGGAGAAGGUCAAUGACCUGUGUAAAGAUUUCUGCAGCCGCUACAUCGCCUGCCUCAAGACCAAGAUGAACAGCGAGACGCUGCUCAGCGGAGAGCCAGGAAGCCCCUACUCCCCGACACAGACACAGAUGUUCUCCUCACAGCCGCCGAGCUCCUUCUCUGGAGCCAUGAGUCCCCAAGGUAUCGUAGUGCCAGCGUCCGCUUUACAGCAAGGCAACGUUACCGUCACAGCUGUAAACCCCACACAGGUGGUAACAGGUGGUACGGUGUAUCAGCCUGUUACAGUCGUCACUCCACAGGGGCAGGUGGUCACACAGACGCUGUCGCCCGGAACGAUACGCAUCCAGAACUCACAGCUUCAGCUGCAGCUGAACCAGGAUCUAAACUUUUUCAGUCAGGAGGACAAUUCAUCUAAGGCCAAGAGAGGCAUCCUGCCCAAACACGCCACCAAUGUCAUGCGUUCUUGGCUCUUCCAGCACAUCGGUCACCCUUACCCUACAGAAGACGAGAAGAAACAGAUCGCCCUGCAGACCAACCUCACCCUGCUGCAGGUCAACAACUGGUUUAUUAACGCACGCCGGCGGAUCCUUCAGCCCAUGCUGGACGCCAGCUCCUCGGACACACCCAAGAGCAAGAAGAAGACGCCCCAAACACGACCUCUGCAGCGCUUCUGGCCCAACUCCCUCGCCUCCUCUGUGUCCCAGCAACAGGUCACCAUGGAAGACGGCACUACGGUAACAGUCGGUGUGGGCGAGGACGGCCUCCAGACGCUCUCGUCAGAUGGAGCUACUCUGGCCAUGCAGCAGGUCAUGAUGGGAGGUCACAGCGAGGAGGAUGAUGAUGACGAAGAGGACGAAGAGGAUGAGGACAAUGAUCCCUCCCACUCCGACAUGACCAGGCUGGGCCUGGAGACCAGCGACUCGCUGUAGUAGGACUGAACGACUCACACACACACACACACACACAGUUAACAUCGAGAGAGACAUUUAAGGCGCAUCAGAGCACUAAGAAAGAGACAUUCACACAAUCACCUCGGCUGACGUGUUGAAGGUCACAGAACAUCCUCGAGCUGUCAAACAGCGCGUUUGAAGUACAGAGAAAGGGCUUAAAGCCACACACACACACACACACACACACACACACAGGUCAAAAUGAAGACACAAGCACAAGUCUCUCUCACGGCGGAGCGCACGUAUCAUUUCCGACGCAGUUAGCCGAGUGCACUUUUUGUAUGAUACUGUAAACUUAAAGAAAGUGUUCAAAGCACAUUUUGAAAGAGCUAAAAGGAAGGAAAUUUAAAAAGUAAAAAAAAUAUGGAUGCUGGAUGAUUUGGUUGUACUCAUCCUCGUGUUCUGGGAUGCUACGACGAUGAGAUUUCGUCUCUUGCAUGCCUGUGUUUGCUUUAAUCAGGCACCAGGAAAAAGAAGGAACUAUUUUUCUAGUACACUGUCACAAGUGAUCGGUGCCAAUUUGUUUGUUUUCUCCAUUUGUUUGUUUCGCUCUGGUUUGCUAUGUUUUGUAAGGAGUAUUUAUGUAUGAAAAAGACAAAAAAACACUUUUAACGUGCUCACCCUGUUUUGGAGGGGAUUGUGGUAACUACUUAGUACAAAGUACAAAGAAUGGCUAUCCGCUAAAGGCAUAGACUCUGAAGCCUUACGUUUUUACAUUUCUAAUGCCACAAUGUGAGACGCUCAUAUUUAUGGAAGCUUAUUUCCGCUACAGAAUAAAAAAAUUGUGAUAAUUGGUAAUGGCGGUUAUUGUCUCUUAAGAUUUGAGGUUAUAUCUCAGAUUUCUUUUUGGUUUUUUGGUCAGAAUUGUGAGUUUGUCACAAUUAAAUCUCACUUUUUUUGUCUUACAAUUCUUUUUUUUUUUAGCUUUUAAUUCUGAGUUAAUAUCUCAAAUAAAAAAAAAUUCCUUGAAAUUCUGACUUUAUAUCUUUAAUUCUCCAAUUAGUUUAUAUCUCACAAUUCAGACUAAUUCAGAAUAAUUCUGAGGGGAGGAAAAAGCAGAAUUGCAAGGGAAAAAAAAAUAAGUUAGAAUUAUGAGAAUAUAAAAUCACAAUUUUCUUUUCUAAUUCCAUAAAAUAAGCUUCCAUACAUAUCUGAUGUCACUUCCUGUGCAAUCGGCAUGGAUACCGUGUCCAAUAAUGAUACGUUUGCAAGGUUGUGAUAAUGUUUAUGAAACUCAAUGCCUGUAAUUGUUGUAUGAGAAGAAAAUGUGCUUUUUAAUGAUUCUAUUGCAUAAACUCAUAAAGUGAAACAGAGAAGGACGUUAACAAGACUUUGUAUUUAUGUAUAGCUAUUUUUUAGCAAAGGGACUCAUCGUUGAUGUUAAACCCCUUCAGCUCAAACAUUUAUGACAGAUUUUUUUUUUUUAUUCUGCAUCAUUAUGGACAGUUCAUAGAGUUUUUGCAAGAGACAAAUGUUUUCAAUAUUUAACGAUUGAUUGCAUGUGUUUUCAUUUAUCGUUGUAAAGAAACAUACAAUAUUAUUUUUUGAAACAUAAUGUAUGCUCAAUCAAUAGAAUCUUAUCAGUGUAAACCCAAUGAGAUUGGUACAGUCGAGCUGUUAGUAAACACCUGAUGAUAUAUUUCAACAAAAAAUAAGCCUCAUAUAGCA
Messenger RNA from Puntigrus tetrazona (Sumatra barb), 3186 nucleotides. RefSeq names its product pbx/knotted 1 homeobox 1.2 (gene pknox1.2). The record is from RefSeq and is a predicted model, not a curated record. The transcript is spliced from 11 exons. Gene Ontology annotation, molecular function: DNA-binding transcription factor activity, RNA polymerase II-specific; RNA polymerase II cis-regulatory region sequence-specific DNA binding. Gene Ontology annotation, biological process: angiogenesis; regulation of transcription by RNA polymerase II. NCBI's taxonomy places the organism in Eukaryota, Metazoa, Chordata, Actinopteri, Cypriniformes, Cyprinidae. Bases 160 to 1497 code for a protein of 445 amino acids.